Molecule: messenger RNA, 939 nt
Organism: Colletotrichum chrysophilum
Lineage: Eukaryota; Fungi; Ascomycota; Sordariomycetes; Glomerellales; Glomerellaceae
Exons: 4
Coding region: 1-939 (312 amino acids)
Molecular function (GO): protein binding
Source: RefSeq, a predicted model, not a curated record
AUGAAGACGAUGCGCCGCCUCCUCGCCAAGCUCCAAGGAACCACCCCCGACCCCUCCCCGACCAUCCGCUUCCGUCGCGAUCUCGUCCCCCACAGCCCCCCCAGUAUCCCCACCGGCUACGACACAGCAUGGCAAACCCGCCGGCUGGAGAACUACUCGUCCAACCCCUUGCUCCGCCUCCCCAACGAGCUGCUGCUGGAGAUCAUGGAGUGCCUCCCGCCGCCGGACCUCUACCUCGUCCGGCAGGUGUCGCACCUCUUCGCGGCGCUCUUCCGCUACGCCGCGUUUUCAGAGUACCACCAGCAAACCGCGGUGAUCGACCCGAAGACGGCGGAGCCGAGCGUGCACCGGCUGCUUCGCGCCUAUCGGAGGCUCAGGGGCAAGACGGCGCCUGGUCCGCAUUUCAUCCCGGGGGCCGAGUUCAACUUGGAUGGGCUGCGGGUGGAGGAGCGGGAUGGCCUCCGCGUCGAGAUCGAAUCUGCAUCGGAUGGGAAGGGCUGGAUUGGCGUAGAGUCCAGCAGAAAGAGGUCUGUUGUGCGUUGCCGGGAGUGCGCCGAUGCGUUCGGGCGACACGGCGAGGCCCCUGAAGUCACCUAUGAACCCUCGCGGACGGGGGAUGCCGCAGGAAAGUUGAGGCUUGGAUGGAAGGCGCCUGUUCACACUUUGUCGAGCGGGGAGAUCCUCACCAAGGAGGUGAUGCGUAGAGCGCUCAAGCGAUUCGACCAGCGGCAUGAGGGAUUGCUGUGCCCGCACGUCUCAUUCGAUUUGGAGAAGCUGAUGAAGGUGUUUUACUGGCACCGGCGCCACCUCCAGGAUCUCGACGGACGAAAACGGGCAUGUCAACAGACGGAGGCCCUCGAGUUACUGGCUGAGGACGAUGGAUCCGUCAACGUACCAGCAAACGGAGGAGUGGCGCCAUGUGAAAUGGUGUCCGGAUAA